AUGUCAACAUCAGAUAUUAAUAGUAACGGAGUUAAAGAAGAGAACCCAAUCGUAUUCUUUGAUGUUAGUAUCGGUGGUCAGGCAGUUGGAAGAAUCAGAAUUGAAUUGUAUGCUGAUGUAGUCCCAAAGACUGCUGAAAACUUUAGACAAUUUUGUACAGGUGAAUUUAGAAGAGGAGGACAACCAAUUGGAUAUAAAGGAUGUUUGUUUCACAAGGUUUCAAAAGAUUUUAUGAUUCAAGGAGGUGAUUUUGUAAGACGUGAUGGUACUGGUAGAGAAUCAAUAUACGGCGAAAGAUUCCCAGAUGAGAACUUUAAACUAAAACAUACUGGACCUGGUACAUUGUCGAUGGUUAAUAGUGGUCCAAAUUCAAAUGGUUGUCAAUUCUUUAUCUCUUGUGUAAAGACUGAUUGGUUGGAUGGAAAGAAUGUAGUAUUUGGUCAAGUUAUCGAUGGUAUGAAGGUUGUUAGAACCAUUGAAGAUGUUCCAAUCAAUCCUCAAACAAGUAAACCAAAAUAUGAAAUCGUCAUUACUCAAUGUGGUCAAUUAUAA
Molecule: messenger RNA, 552 nt
Organism: Cavenderia fasciculata
Lineage: Eukaryota; Evosea; Eumycetozoa; Acytosteliales; Cavenderiaceae
Gene: ppiH
Product: U4/U6 small nuclear ribonucleoprotein
Exons: 2
Coding region: 1-552 (183 amino acids)
Biological process (GO): protein peptidyl-prolyl isomerization
Cellular component (GO): intracellular membrane-bounded organelle
Molecular function (GO): peptidyl-prolyl cis-trans isomerase activity
Source: RefSeq, a predicted model, not a curated record